AUGGUCAUGGUGGUCGGAGGUAGCUUCAAAUUCCUCAUCUGGGUUUCUUUAGUUUCUUGCCUGGCUUCCGUUUCAUUAGGUGGGUAUGUUCCGCCCACCAACUAUUUGAUAAAUUGCGGAUCCCCUACCAGCACCUCCAUAGGGGAUCGAACAUUUGCAGCUGAUGAUUAUACGUCCAGUGUUUUAUCUACCCAACAGAAUGUAUCUGUUGCAGCUGGUUCGAGUUCUGGCUCCAUCUCUGCCCCUUAUGGCUCUGCUCUGUACAGAACUGCGAGGGUUUUCACUGAACCUUCUCGCUAUACUUUCCCAAUCAGGCAGUCCGGCCGGGUUUGGAUUCGUCUCCAUUUCUUCCCCUUCGCCAGCGGCAGUUACAAUCUCAGCACGGCUCACUUCUCUGUGGCUGCUCAGAAUUUCACCCUUUUGAAGGAGUAUAGAUCGAAGGCUGAUCCUGAGGUGAGGGAGUUCUCUAUCAAUGUGAAUUCUGGUAAUCUGGUUCUCAAUUUCGCCCCUUCAGCUGGUUCUUUCGCUUUUGUGAACGCCUUGGAGGUGUUCUCAAUCCCUGGUGGGCUUAUUCCAGAGAGUGCCCAGAUGAUUGCCUCAGGCAGUUCUCAUUCUUUGGGGAAUCGGGCACUGGAGACUGUUCAGAGGGUGAACAUGGGGAAAACGACUGUGCUUCCUGAGAAUGAUACACUGUGGAGGCUAUGGGAUUCUGAUGACAAGUUUCUCAGACACGAUUAUCUUGCAGUCAAUGUGACGGAUUUCUCAUCCGUCAGUUUCAAAAAUAAAGGGCCAACCAACUUCACUGCUCCUGUUUCAGUAUAUGGCACAGCAACUAGAUUGAACUCGGAUGGUGAUCCCAACACUUUAGCAAAUGUUACAUGGCAUCUUGGUGUUGACCCUGGUUUUGAUUAUCUUAUUCGGUUUCAUUUCUGUGAUAUAUUGCCGAAUCCUCACCCGAACUUCUAUUUCAAUGUUUAUGUUGAAUCAUGGCUGGUUUACAAGUAUCUUGAUCUCAAGAAUCUUACUGGGUAUGUCUCUGGUGCUCCUUAUUCCAUGGAUUACAUUGCAGGGUCAGUUGCUAGUGACACUCUUACCAUAAGCAUGGGGCCUCCUAACAGUGAUAACAAUCCAAUUGCCAUCCUCAAUGGCUUGGAGAUUGUGAAGAUAAGCAACUCGAAGAACAGUCUCGAUGUGCUCGACGUAUCUUUUCCCAAGAGUUCCAAGUCGAAUCUUGUUCGGAUCAUCUUGUUGAGUGUUGGAUUGAUCAUCAUUGUGAUAUCUGCUUUUGUUGUGUUUUUCAUUUGUUGGAGGAGAAGGAGACUUGCUGAAGCUAAAAAAGGUCCGUUUGCUGCAUAUGGAGGGGGUAUGAUUUACUCAACGGAUUACUCCAACGGGACAGCAUUUUCGAUUUCGAAAUUGGAUUACAGAUUCCCUUUCUAUGCCAUCCAAGAAGCUACUGAUAGCUUCAGUGAGAAUUUGGUGCUUGGAGCUGGAGGCUUCGGUAAGGUUUACAAGGGAGUUCUGAGAGACGAGAUGAUGGUGGCUGUGAAAAGAGCUACUUCUCAAUCACAAGGGAUUGCAGAAUUCAGGACUGAGAUCGAACUGCUGUCCCAGUUUCGCCACAGGCAUUUGGUCUCUUUAAUUGGAUACUGUGAUGAAAUGGAUGAGAUGAUUAUAGUGUAUGAGUAUAUGCAAAAUGGCAACUUAAAAGACCAUCUCUAUGAUUCAGAUAAUCCCAGCUUGAGUUGGAGGCAAAGGCUUGAGGUAUGUAUUGGAGCAGCAAAGGGGCUUCACUAUCUUCAUACCGGGACUGCAAAGUCCAUCAUCCACAGAGAUGUCAAGUCAGCAAAUAUACUGUUGGAUGACAACUUCAUGGCCAAAGUUGCAGACUUUGGGCUUUCCAAAGCUGGACCUGAGAUCGACAAGACACAUGUAAGCACAGCAGUGAAGGGAAGCUUCGGUUAUCUCGAUCCGGAAUACUUCCUGAGGCUACAGCUGACAGAGAAAUCAGAUGUCUAUUCCUUUGGAGUGGUGCUGUUCGAGGUUCUAUGUGGCAGACCAGUAAUCGAUCCGUCACUGCCGAGGGAAAAUGUGAACUUGGUCGAUUAUGCAGUGAAGAAUCUGAAGAAAGGGAAGUUGGAGGAAAUCAUUGAUCCCAAGAUACGGGACGAGAUCAAGCCGGAAUCGAUGAAGAAGUUUGCAGAGAUAGCAGAGAAAUGCCUGGCUGAUUGUGGGUUGUAUAGACCUUCCAUGGGAGAUGUGUUGUGGAACCUGGAAUGUGCACUCCAGUUGCAGGUGAAUGAAGAGUUUGCUCUCCAGUUGAAUGAUGAGUUGCCCAGAAGCCGCCAUGGUGAUGGGAAUUCACAAAUCAGCCCUGCUAAGAGCUUUGGUACGACCGCGAUGGGAAGCACACAACUUGGCGACCUUGCUGAUGUUUCGAUGAGCCAAGUGUUUGCUAAGUUGGUGAGUGACAGCGAGGAAUUCCAAUUGCAAAAGUAA
Molecule: messenger RNA, 2499 nt
Organism: Linum tenue
Lineage: Eukaryota; Viridiplantae; Streptophyta; Magnoliopsida; Malpighiales; Linaceae
Source: the annotation of a GenBank genome assembly